AUGUUGGUAGGAAUCGACUGCGAAAAGAAUUUGGAGACAUCUACCAACCUUGUAGAUAUGGACCUGCCUCCUUCUCAUAUCUUUGGAGAGGAAAAUGGGGGCGUGGAGUAUGUUGAGAAAGAAAUAAUGAAUAUAUUACGAUUCUCUUCAAGUCAUGGAGAGUUGGUAAAAAGAGAGAGCUUGACUGUUGAAGAAGAUGAAGAUGGAAUGAGAGAUGAAAUGCCAUUUUUGCAGAUGCUGCAAGCUGUAGAAUCUCAGCCAUUUUUAUCAAUUCCUCAACCUAGCAGCUUUCAGCUUAUGUUGAAGUUGCAGCAGCAGAUACAAUCCCAGAGUAAUCAAAUUCCGGCAGUGGAGCCCCCUCAACUUGAGGGUGUAAAUUCAGAAUCUAAACCAACUCCGCAAACAAAACCAAGAGAAAAACGAAAGCGAAAGAGAACAAACACAGGUAUCAACAAAGAAGAGGAGACUGAGAACCAAAGAAUGACUCACAUUGCGGUCGAGCGCAACCGAAGACGCCUAAUGAAUGACCACCUCAAUGCGCUCCGCUCCCUAAUGCCCCCUUCCUAUGUUCAAAGGGGUGAUCAAGCGUCAAUAAUUGGAGGUGCAAUUGAUUUUGUGAAAGAAUUAGAACAAUUGCUCGAAACUUUGGAAGCCCAGAAGAGACUGAAAACCGGCUGCGGCGAUACCGGACUUAGGGAGGAUAGUAUUAGAGGGGAUUUCACGGUCGAGUCAAAGUCUCCCUCGGCGGACGUGCAAGUAACUGUUAUUCAAAACCAUGCCAACUUGAAGAUACAGUGCAUGAGAAGACCUGGUCAGCUGCUGAAUGCCAUUCUAGCAUUUGAAAAUCUCAAACUAACUGUGUUGCACCUCAAUGUCACUUCCUCGGACGAUUCAUUAGUCCAUUACUCUUUCAGUCUCAAGGUAGAAGAGGAUUGCAAUAUUGGAAGAUCAGCGGCUGAGAUUGCAGGUUCAGUGCAUCAGAUAUUCAGUAACAUCAAUGGCAAUGGCAACAACACAGAUAAUACAGUCUGUGGAUCUCAAAGUUUAUAA
Fraxinus pennsylvanica is the source of this 1050-nucleotide messenger RNA. The record is from the annotation of a GenBank genome assembly. Lineage: Eukaryota; Viridiplantae; Streptophyta; Magnoliopsida; Lamiales; Oleaceae.